Messenger RNA from Xyrauchen texanus (razorback sucker), 4597 nucleotides. RefSeq names its product choline/ethanolaminephosphotransferase 1-like. Gene Ontology annotation, biological process: phosphatidylethanolamine biosynthetic process. The coding region runs from base 393 to 1676 and encodes 427 amino acids. NCBI's taxonomy places the organism in Eukaryota, Metazoa, Chordata, Actinopteri, Cypriniformes, Catostomidae. The transcript is spliced from 10 exons. The record is from RefSeq and is a predicted model, not a curated record. Gene Ontology annotation, cellular component: endoplasmic reticulum membrane; Golgi apparatus. Gene Ontology annotation, molecular function: diacylglycerol cholinephosphotransferase activity; ethanolaminephosphotransferase activity.
CGCAUUAUUGAAGCGUGUUUCACGCCUCUGCAUUUCAUGCACGCUGUUCGCGGUUAUCUCGAUUAUCAAGUAAUCCUUCAAAAAACGCUUCUUCUUCGUUAACGUGAACGUUGGUUCGGUAGCCUGUGUCGUGAUAUUUUCUCCUCUGAUUUAUUUAUAAUUUACAUCUCAGCUUUCGCCAUCACACGGGCACCUCUAAUGCUGUGCGGAGCAAAGACAUCUGCACCGCGUAAACAAAGAUUGUUGUCAAGCUGACGUCAUCAUUCAGUAGGAGGAUUUUACAAGGGCUUUUGUGGAUCUCGUAAAAUACAGUCUACAGUCUGCUGAUAUAAUCCCAUACAUUUAUAGUGGAUUCAGACACUUGCCAUACCCACACAAAUUCCUAUAGAGCCAUGAGCUCACACAAGAGACCUAUUCGGCCUCGGACGGAUUCUGAUGCCAGUUCCUCCUCCUCUACCCGCGACUCAACCGGACCAGGUCAGGAGGAGGGCGCUAGUCUCCUGACCAAACUGAUGGAGUUGCCUGUGACCCGUAUGUCCCGACAGCAGCUGAAAAGGUUGGAGGAUCAUCAGUACAGAAGUGCAGGACGCUCCCUCCUGGAGCCCUUCAUGCAAGGAUACUGGUGCUGGCUGGUCAGCAAAGUGCCUCUAUGGAUGGCCCCAAACCUCAUCACCAUAGUGGGACUCGCUACCAAUAUUAUCACCACUCUGAUACUGGUGUAUUACUGCCCGACUGCCACCGAACAGGCACCGACGUGGGCAUACUUAGCCUGUGCUCUGGGUCUGUUCAUCUACCAAUCAUUGGAUGCAAUAGAUGGGAAGCAGGCAAGACGGACCAAUAGCAGCACACCUCUGGGCGAGCUCUUUGACCAUGGUUGUGACUCUCUCUCUACAGUGUUUGUGGUUCUUGGCACAUGUAUAGCAGUUCAGCUGGGUACCCACCCUGACUGUAUGUUCUUCUGUUGUUUUGUGGGCAUCUUCAUGUUUUAUUGUGCCCACUGGCAAACAUAUGUUUCUGGAACGCUGCGCUUUGGCAUAAUUGAUGUUACUGAGGUGCAAAUCUACAUUAUAAGCUUGUACUUACUGGCAGCCAUUGGAGGAACAGCUUUUUGGCAAUCUGUGAUCCCUGUGAUAAAUAUCCAGGUAAAAAUAAUACCCGCCCUUUGCACUCUUAUGGGUGCCAUAUUUUCCUGCACAAACUACUUCCGGGUUAUAUUCACCGGUGGAAUGGGUAAAAAUGGAUCCACUAUUGCAGGAACAAGCGUGUUAUCUCCGUCCUUCCAUAUAGGAGUGCUUAUUACACUUGCUCUAAUGAUCUAUAAGAAGUCUUCAGUGCAGCUCUUCGAGAAACAUCCCUGUCUGUACAUCUUAGCAUUCGGGUUCGUCUCAGCCAAACUCACCAACAGACUGGUGGUUGCUCAUAUGACAAAAAGUGAAAUGCAUCGUAAUGAUUUGGCCUUCCUGGGACCAGCGCUGCUUUUUCUGAAUCAGUACUUCAACAGUUUCAUUAAUGAAUACUGUCUUCUCUGGGUCGCUCUGGUGCUGUCAGGAUUUGAUCUGGUGCGGUACUGUGUGAGUGUAUGUAACCAGAUCGCCUCACACUUAAACAUCUGUGUCUUCAGUAUCCAUCCUCCAUCUCUUUCCACACUUCAGCCAGACAGCAGAAAUCACCACUAACAGCUCAUCACCUGUUCCUCAAACCCCUCCUCCAGUAGGUCACGUACUUGAGUGAAUGUAAAACGCAACUAACAGAGACAGCCCAGAUGGCUGCAGUAAUGAACUUCGCUAUUACGUGGGUUUUCGUAAUGAAAAGAGAAUUAUUUGAAGGACGAAAGGGAAUUAUUAAAAAGAACAUGCCCACAUGUGUUACUCUAUUCGGUUGUCAGUGUUACGUUUUGAAAGUUUGUUUGCAAAAGAAUAUCUGCCAUAGAAAAGAAUGUGCAAAGAUUUGCUAUAUUUCACAGUUGUAAUGUGUUUUUUUUUAUUUAGAUUGACCAGUUUUGGCAUUUGACAUAUGCACUCAUCCAUCUGAAAGUGUUAAGACAUCAUUACGGAACGCUAUAGGUGUUAAGAAUUUUGCAGCUUAAAUGAUACUCUGUGAGACUCUUAAAGGGAUACUUCACCCAAAAAAUUUAAAUGAUGUAAUAAUUUACUCACCCUCAUGUUGUUCCAAAUCCAAAUUGCUUUAUUUUGUCCAUGGAACAAUGCAGGGAGAGGUUAAGCAGAAUGUUAACCACAGUCACUUUUAACUUUCACUGUAUGGAAAGAAGAGCAGUGCCGACAUUCUUCAGUAUUUAUCUUGUAUUCAACGGAAGAAGGAAAGUCAUACAGGUAUGGAUUGAUAUGAGGGUGAGAGAUGAUUCUCACGAAAUAUGUCAAGAAAUUGCCUUGGUUCUAUUUUACUUUAAAAUCAAAACCAACAAGAAAUUAUAUUUUUCAUGAAAAACAAAAUUAAGGACCAUUAACAUUUUGAACCGAACUAUCCCUUUAAGUUGGCCAGUAUAAGUGACUGUUGCCCAUACAUAAGAGUUUUGUUGUCUUUUGACAAAGUGCAGUCAGUGAGGUAAGAGAGAAAAUCACAGGAUUUUUUGUUUUCAUGAGAAAAUCUCAUGACAUGAAAAACAGCCAGAGGAGUUUCCAUUACUAAAGUGCAAGAAAACAAAUACCUAUUCAUAAGGCUCUCAUCUAUUCUGUCAGUAAAAAUCUAUACAGUUCAAAUAUAUAAAUUAUUUUCUAUGCAUAUGCUUUUCUUCAUCUAAUGUUGUUUUGGAGAUAAUUAUUAUUUUUAUGAAUGCCCAUGCAUCUAAAUGAUAAAAACUAUAUUAGUAACAGGAUUUUGAUUGUGCCAUAAUUUUCCAUAUUAUAACUACAUAAUAUGAACCCUUUAUUAUGGGUAACAUGAACGUAAAAAAUCUGUUUGUGGUCUAAAUACCUUCCAUAACUGUGUGACUUUUGUGCCUUUUAUUUUUCACUGUCGGUUUAAUCCUCUAUGCACAGUAUAUUUUUAUCAUUUUUCACUCCAGACAAGUUCUCUCACGUAAUUUGUAUUUUGUUUGUGAAUUCUGUUCAUGUUACGUUAAUGUCAUUGAGUUCAAAAAGCGUUAUUAGUCAUAUACACCGAUCAGCCACAACAUUAAAACCACCUUCCUAAUAUUGUGUAGGUCCCUCUCGUGCCGCUAAAACAGCAUUCUGAGAUUUUAUCCUUCUCACCACAAUUGUACAGAGCGGUUUUCUGAGUUACCGUAGACUUUCAGUUCGAAACAGUCUGGCAAUUCUCUGACCUGUCUCGUCAACAAUGCUUUUCCAUCUGCAGAACUGCCGCUCACUGGAUGUUGUUAGUUUUUGGCACCAUUCUGAGUAAAUUCUAGAGACUGUUGUGUGUGAAAAUCCCAGGAGAUCAGCAGUUACAGAAAUACUCAAACCAGCCCGUCUGGCAUCAACAACCAUCCUUGCGAUUAUUUAAUCAGCCAGUCGUGUGGCAGCAGUGCAUAAAAUCAUCCAGUUACGGGUCAGGAGCUUCAGUUAAUGUUCUCAUCAACUGUCAGAAUGGGGAAAAAAUGUAAUCACAAUGAUUUGGACCAUGGCAAGUUUGUUGGUACCAGACAAUCUGGUUUGAGUAUUUCUGUAACUGCUGAUCUCCUGGGAUUUUCACACACAACAGUCUCUAGAGUUUACUCAGAAUGGUGCCAAAAACUAAAAACAUCCAGUGAGCGGCAGUUCUGUGGACUGAAAUGCCUUGUUGAUGAGAGAGGUCAACAGAGAAUGGCCAGAUUGGUUUAAACUGACAAUGUCUACGGUAACUCGGAUACUUGCUCUGUAGAAUUGUGGUCAGAAGAAUACCAUCUCAGAAUGCCAUUUUGAGAUACGGGUUUGCGCUGUUUGGCGGCAUGAAGGGAACCUACACAAUAUUAGGCAGGUGUUUUAAUGCUGUGGCUGAUUUUUUUUUUCCUUUCUUUCUAAAGGUUGAUAUAGCAAACAAAAGGACAUUAACUCUACAGGUCCACAUUGUGUGCUUCCAUGGAUAAAAUAUAAAAAGAAUUGCCAGAGUCAUGUAUAGUUCUCAAAAUUUACAUCGUUUUGCAUCUACCUCUGAGCAGUUAUAUAAUGAGACUUUUAUUGGAAAUGUUUUUAAUCCUGUUGUGAAUUUGCUAAUGUUAUUUAAGUGGGUUUUUCAUGUGUUUCUGUUACUCCUCGCUUUUAAAGCGCCAUCCGUUCACAGGGGCUGAUCUAAGGUCAACCAAUGCUGCAAUACACACCUAAAUAAAGAAACUGAUGUCUGCCACUGCAACUAAUUUAUAUACAUGUAUCAUUUGUACCUUUGCCAUCAUUUUGUUGUUCUGUUGAUUUACAGCAAAUUCCUUUGUAAUAGACUAAUGGACAUAAAAUAAAGAUUGUUAUAUUUAUGUUAACAGAUUUAUUGAUGAUGGUCUCAUUUUGUCUUAAUGUCAUUUUUUUUUUACUAUGAAAAAAGUUACGUGGUGCUACCAUGGUUUUGGACAUGUAGAAUAUGGUAAUCAUUCAGUAGCAUGCAAUCUGUCUAUGUAGUAACUGAUACCAUCACUGUCAGGUAACUAAUGGAUUAAUCUCUUGAAGAAAUG